CGAGUCUGAGAACAAACGCUGGAUUAUGGAUAAAUAAAACGCAGAGAAAAAUUAAUUAUAAUUCUUUUUCAAAAGGAGGCAAAAAAUCAACAGGAAACAUGACACAGAAGAAGGUCUCACCCUCAGACGCCACUGUAGCUGGGAAUUUACCUCCAAGCUAUGAAGAAGCUAACGCAGGAUGUCCUGGUUACUGUUAUAGUGAUGGGACAUUUUUAUGGGACGAUAAAAACAUCAGACGUGUUUUUGUGCGAAAGGUUUAUUCGAUUCUGGCGCUGCAGCUGUUUGUUACUCUCAAUGUUGUGUCACUUUUCACCUUUUAUGAACCGGUGAGGUUUUAUAUUCAGACUCAUCCUGCGCUCUACUCCAGCUUUAGCCUCCUUUUUCUUGUCACUUAUCUGAUGUUGGCUUGUUGUGGAGAUUUAAGGAGACAGUUUCCCUGGAAUCUCAUUCUGCUCUGUGUCUUUACGCUCUGCAUGGCUUUCAUGCUGGGUUUCAUUUCCAGCUACUACAACACGAGGUCUGUGAUGAUGUGUCUCGGGGUCACGGCUGUGGUGUGUGUGUGUGUCACCGUCUUCAGCUUUCAGACGAAGAUCGACGUCACAUCGUUUCAGGGUCUUCUGCUGAACCUCUGCCUGGUUCUGCUUGUCUGCACGAUUGUGGUGGGAUUCGUCGUCCCCUUUGGAUUUGUUCCAUGGAUACACACACUCUACGGGAGUCUGGGAGCCGUCACUUUCACCAUGUUCUUGGCGUUUGACACUCAGCUGUUGAUGGGGAACAGACAGUACGCUGUGAGUCCUGAGGAGUUCGUCUUCGCUGCUCUCACUCUUUAUCUCGACAUUGUUUAUAUUUUCACUCACAUUUUACAGCUGUUCGCUAACAGCAACGAAUAAACAGAACAAGACGAAUAAAUGAGACAAGACGAAUAAACGGAUGACGAAUAAACAGAAUAAUGAAGAGAUGAAACACAAAUUAGGGCAACCGCACAA
Tachysurus vachellii is the source of this 986-nucleotide messenger RNA. It is a transcript of the gene faim2b, whose product is annotated as Fas apoptotic inhibitory molecule 2b. NCBI's taxonomy places the organism in Eukaryota, Metazoa, Chordata, Actinopteri, Siluriformes, Bagridae. Gene Ontology annotation, cellular component: endoplasmic reticulum; Golgi apparatus; membrane. The transcript is spliced from 12 exons. The coding region runs from base 99 to 890 and encodes 263 amino acids. The record is from RefSeq and is a predicted model, not a curated record. Gene Ontology annotation, biological process: negative regulation of apoptotic signaling pathway.